AUGGGCUCCUUCGAGUUGGACAAAAUGCUAAAGAAGAAUGACGAUUUUAACUCAUUUUACGAAUGUAGGAAAAAUGAAAAUGAGGUGAGCAAAAUGUCUGUGGGUGGGUUGAGUAGGAGCCCCGGUUGCGGGGUGGGGGAGAGGGACAAGGGCCUCCACAAGGGGGCCGCCAUAAAUGAUCACCCCGCUGGAGAGAAGGAUGCCGUGCAGUCAUUUGGCAACACACGUCACAGUCAUAACGUAGGAAAUAACUUCAUUCGGGGGGGGGCCCCAAAUGGUGGGAAUGGCCCCAAUGACGCGGUGGUGACGUCUGGAAGUGAACUGGGGGAAGAGGAGGAAGAGGAGGAGGAAGAGGGAGAAGAUGAAGAAGAUGAAGAUGAAGAAGACGAGGAAGACGAGGAAGACGAAGAAGAUUCCAGCUGCAUAGAAUGCGUCUCAAACGAUGACAAUUCGUAUUACUCCCUCUACGAGGGGUAUAAAACGAAUUACAUAAUGGAGUCCCUGUUUGAUAAAAACUCAUUUGUGUAUUUCCUGGUGCCAUUUAACAAAUACAGCUAUACGAGUUAUUACACGAAUUGGAACAAGCUAAGCUUUCGCAUGUACGCUUCCCUAAACUCUGUGCAGGAGAGGCCUUUUAAAAGAAAGAGGAAAAUAAACUACGUAGGGAGGUGCGGAAGUGACAGUAAUGCGAGCGAAGUGGUUAUGUUGGAGGGAACACGUGCUGCGUUGGCGGACCAGGAGAGGGGGCGAAGCGGUCCCCAAAAAGGGGCAAACAGCGGUUCCCCUGCACUUGACGUCCGGAAGAAUAAUGGGAAAGUGGCCAGUACAGAGGUGGGAUCCCCCCUAAGUGUACAACAUGCCGCACAACUGAGCAACCACUACAGUGAUGCCGAAGACGUCAAUUUUAGGAACCCCCUUAUCCGAAUGAUGAAUAAUUUUUUGUACUUCCUCCUGUUAAGUGAGUUCUUCACCUUUAACGAGUUAAUCAAGUUAAUGCCCCUGUGCAAGUGCUCGUAUGAAAUUUUUAAUCGUUUCUUCUACGUCAAUGUGCAUGUGAAUCCGUUCAGACAGAAUGUGAAGGACAUUAUACGGUUUUUAAAUGAGAAUAAAGAGUACCAGUUUUAUAUUUUGAAGGGGGCGAAUUGUGUGGAGGACAACUGGGAGAGUCGCCUCGACCAGAAGAGGGAGCUACUCACUUGCGAGUCCGCCAUCUGUGGGGUGCACGACUCUGAGGAGGGUCCCUCAAAGGGGGGCCAAACCUCAAGCACAGAAGAACCCACUUUAAACAAGGCAGAAGGGGUUAGCGGUGGGAAUGCGGAUGGACAGCAUGGGGUACUCCCCCGAAGUGAUGUCAGCGAGAACAGAGAAAUGGAAGAAAGCGGUGCAGGUAAUAACCGCAAGAAAAGCCAACACCCAACAAAGGAGGGAGGAAAACCACCCGGGGAGACAACCCAAAGUAGUAGUACCCCCCUGGAGAAAGCAAAAGAAGAGUGUAAAAAAAAUGAAGAAAAUGUGCUAUACACAAAUAACAUAAUGAAUAUGAGGUACUUGUUCAGCCUCUACGAAUUCAUCCGCAUCUAUUUAAGCAAAGACAACAGAGAGGGGGUAACCUUUUGCACCUCCGAGGAUCAAUUUAAACGUAGCUCCAACAGAAAGAGGGACCUUUUUUACGAUGACGUUUUUCCCUAUGGAAAUAAAAUAACCUCCUUUGAAUAUAAAAUAAAAUUAAAGAAACAUGUACAGAGGAGAUGGAACUUAAAAAGCAACUACGUGCAUGAGAAUUACUUUCAACAUAAGACGGGGGGGUCAAAUGGCCCUCACACAGGAGUCCUAAAAUUGAUUCACAACAAGCAGAGUCAGCUGUACCCCUCGUUUAGUUCCUUCCUCUCCAUGGACAAAUGUGGGUAUUUAAAUUUGUGGAAGGUGAACGAUGUGAAUUCGUUGCUUCCUACUCGUUUGCUGGAGGCGCAGCUGACGUGGGAGGGGCAGAAAGCCCUCGCCCCCAGGGAUGCGGUGAACCUCAGGGACGACUCCUUUUUGGUGGCCGACGAGUCGGCGGUAUAUGUCUUCUCGUUGGGAGGAACGACCCCCAUACCGGCGAAGCGAAUCGCGCAGCUGGACGCGCACCAAAUCAGCGAAGGAGGAAAAGUGAAAAACGUAGUGAUGAGUGACAAGGGGAAAUGCAGCGUGGGACUGAGCCAAGCCAUAUGCUACCGCGUAGACCUGGAGAGCGGGGCAGUGGAGAGCGAAAAACGGCUAAUGGAAGAUUUGAAGAAAAUUGCCUGCUUCGAUUACAACACGAACAUUGUAAUGAGCAAAAAGAACAUCCUUAUUGACGAUAGGAGAAUGGCAAACUACGUCUCCUACGUGAAUUAUAACCUAAUUGACUACGACAAUGAUAAAAAAUAUUUUAACAGUGAAAAUUAUUUCCACGAUUUUAGCCUAACGGGCAUAUCUCUAACUUCCUUAAAUUCGAAUAACUCCAUUUUUCUAUUCGACCUGAGGUACAAGUACCCCUCCACGUGUCUACACUACGAGAGUGCCAUCACAGAAACGCACAGCUCCAAUCAAAAUGAGAAAAUCCAUUAUUUGCUCAAUUUGAAGAGAAGUUUCAACUCCAGGCACUACUGCAGUAAUAAGAAGUAUAGUGGCUUCCACGACAAUAUCAUUUUGAAUCCGUUGGUAACGCGCCAAAAGGGGGAAGGAAGUCAAGGAGAGGAAAAUUUCGUGAAGGAUAAAAUCCUUUCUGAUGAGUCAUUCAUUUAUACCAUUGUAAAGGAGGGAAGGGAGAGAGAAUUCGAGGCGGGGGACUUACCUACUUCGUACCUGAACAUGUGGAGGUGGUGUGAUAAAAGGCAAUUUAAAACGUUUUUUCAUUAUUAUGAAGAUAUCACAUCUGGAAGGAGGAAUUAUACAGACAUGUUCGUUUCAUCCCCAUCUGAGAAUGUAUCAUCGUCUUACGUCAGUGUGGGAGGUAGUGGCGCAUCCAACUUGGGAGGUGACUUUCUUUCCUCUGGGCAGGCCGCAGACGCUGCAGACGCCGCAAACGCCGCGGACGCCAGUGCAGGGCCUUACUACUACAGAACGCUCACUUUUGAUCAAAUAUACAAAUUUGUGGACACUCCAAAUCAUUUAUUCCUCACCUAUGAGCGUUCGAACUACGUGCACUCGCUGUUGUCUCCUUCGCACGGGCUCGAGCUGAAGAGCUCCCUCAAGGAGGUCCCCUUUUUCAUGCACCCCACCAAUUUGUGA
Molecule: messenger RNA, 3252 nt
Organism: Plasmodium vivax (malaria parasite P. vivax)
Lineage: Eukaryota; Apicomplexa; Aconoidasida; Haemosporida; Plasmodiidae
Exons: 2
Coding region: 1-3252 (1083 amino acids)
Source: RefSeq, a predicted model, not a curated record